This is a messenger RNA of Brassica napus (rape), 501 nucleotides long. Its product is annotated as U-box domain-containing protein 27-like. Gene Ontology annotation, molecular function: ubiquitin protein ligase activity. The transcript has a single exon. Lineage: Eukaryota; Viridiplantae; Streptophyta; Magnoliopsida; Brassicales; Brassicaceae. The record is from RefSeq and is a predicted model, not a curated record. The coding region runs from base 1 to 501 and encodes 166 amino acids.
AUGAAAUCAAUUAGAAGAGACUCCGAUUCGAGCUUAAUCAAAGCGACGCUAUUCUGCUUGAUCGCAAUCAGCUCACCGAGGCGCGUGAAACUCAAUCUAAUCCGAGAGAAGCUCAUCAAGGGUCUUACGAAGCUGUUAACGGAUCCAACGACGGCGAGCGUUUCGAUGACGGAGAAAUCUUUGAAGCUUCUCGAGGGUUUAGCAUCCACAAAGGAAGGCAGAUCGGAAAUCUGCGGAGGAGACGGCGAGUGUUUGAAGACGGUGGUUAAGAAGCUGAUGAAAGUAUCGACGGCGGCGACGGAGCACGCCGUGACGGUGCUUUGGAGCGUCUCUUAUCUUUCACGGAUCCAACGAGCGAGUGUUUCGGUGACGGAGAAAUCUUUGAAGCUUCUCAAGAGUUUAGCAUCCACAAAGGAAGGCAGAUCGGAAAUCUGCGGAGGAGACGGCGAGUGUUUGAAGACGGUGGUUAAGAAGCUGAUGAAAGUAUCGACGGCGCCGUGA